UCCUGCUCGCGAGACAGAAAAUAGGAGGGCUUUGGACUAAUCAGUAUUUGAGGCUUGCGCGAGCAAGCGUCAGAGUGGACGAGCGCGCGCUCUGGAGCGAGGCGUGGACGACAAGGUGGACGGCAGCGACAAGUCAGUGCAUUCACCCGAUACCACACGAGCGAUAGACGCGAAACAGUAGCUCACAUAUUUGAUUUUGCACGGUCCAAUAUAGUCUCCGAAUGAACAGCCAUGGGGGAAUGGACAAUUCUCGAGCGUCUCCUGGAGGCGGCUGUCCAGCAGCACUCUACUAUGAUCGGCAGGAUCCUACUGACAGUAGUGGUGAUCUUCCGGAUUCUAAUCGUGGCGAUAGUAGGGGAGACCGUGUACGACGACGAGCAGUCCAUGUUCGUGUGUAACACCUUACAGCCGGGCUGUAACCAAGCUUGUUACGACAAAGCGUUCCCUAUAUCUCACAUCAGAUACUGGGUGUUCCAGAUCAUCAUGGUGUGCACCCCGAGUCUUUGCUUCAUCACAUAUUCGGUGCAUCAGUCCGCCAAACAGAAGGAGCGGAGAUACUCCACAGUCUACCUCUCCCUAGAUAGAGAUCCUGAAUCGAUGAAACGAGACAACAGCAAAAAGAUCAAAAACACCCUCGUGAACGGAGUACUUCAGAACACGGAAAAUUCCACCAAAGAGUCCGAGCCCGACUGCUUGGAAGUGAAAGAGAUCCCCAGUUCGGCUAUGAGAACUACCAAAUCUAAAAUGAGAAGGCAAGAGGGCAUCUCGCGCUUUUACAUCAUUCAGGUGGUUUUUAGGAACGCGCUGGAGAUCGGCUUCCUGGUGGGUCAAUAUUUCUUGUACGGAUUCAACGUGCCCGCGGUGUACGAGUGCGACCGGUACCCUUGCAUCAAAGACGUCGAGUGCUACGUUUCGAGACCCACGGAGAAAACCGUGUUCCUCGUCUUCAUGUUCGCGGUCAGUGGGCUUUGCGUAGUGCUCAACCUAGCCGAACUCAAUCACCUGGGCUGGAGGAAAAUUAAAACGGCGGUGAGGGGGGUGCAGGCCAGGAGGAAGUCCAUAUAUGAGAUCAGAAACAAGGACUUGCCGCGGAUGAGUAUGCCGAAUUUCGGCCGCACCCAGUCAAGUGACUCCGCCUACGUCUAACGCUCCCAUCGUAUAGAUUCAUUCGAUUAUAUAUAUAGAAGAAAAGUUACGUUAUGAACUAUUCAUCUCACCUGUUUCAUGGUGGGGUAGAUGGAUUUUAUUUGUCUGUUAUGGACAACCAAAUCAAACGGACCAAACGUUUGUUUCUUAUCAGUUACUGAAGAGCACUGAUGCAACUUUUUAGCAUUGUUAAUAUUUGUAUUGGUCCGGACGGAAAGCUUACAAUAUGUUUUAUUUGUCCACAUGAUCAGAUGAACCCGAAUAUGUUUUGCACUAAAUAUACAUUUUAAGAAGCCAAACGAACCCGAUUUGUGCUGUGUAGUUUUAUAUAUAAAUAGCCUAUAUACUCACCGUAUAUAGCCUAUAGGUAGGGUACAACGGGGCUUAAGAAAAUUUUGUCACAAAAUGCAUCAAAAAUAAUAAUAUUUUUAUUGAAUAUCUAUGGAGCAACAUCAUUUGUGUGACAAAAAAUAAGAACGGAAGGUUGUUUUGAUUAAAAUUCAGUUUUUAAGAAAAGGUGGUAUGGGAGCCUUUUAACCCACACACUUGAGGUAAAAGUCCCACACACUUGAGGUAAAAGUCCCACACACUUGGGGUAAAAGUCCCACACACUUGGGGUAAAAGUCCCACACACUUGGGGUAAAAGGCCCUAGGGGGUUUAAAGUGAUAUUGUGUAGAUAGAAGAGCAAUAGUUAGCCUAAAAUGCACAAUUUGUAAACUAAUGCAAAUAAUAUUUAGACAGCAAGAUGACUUUUUGAGUAACAAAGUAAGACAUAAAUACUUCAGAAAAGGCUGCACGAUUUCCUGUUAAUUUUAAACACAUUUGGCAUUUUAUAACAUCAAGUAUUCUAUAAACAAAUUCGUCUCGAUUGGACAGUUAAUAAAAAAAACUUUGGAUUUAAUGACCUUGAACAAAACUGAAAAUGAUAAAUAAGUAUUUUGUCUCAAAAUAAAUGUGUUAAAUUUCAUAAAUUUGCAACAUUUUAAAAAAUAUAAAAAAUUAGAUCAAAUUGCCUCCAAAUCAACCUUUAGACACCACACGCAAAGAUCUCAUGGAUCAGUAAUUUUUUUGCAGUGCAUACUGCAUAGUGACAAACAGUACUGUGGUAGUUUGUGGUGCUAUUUAGUGUUUUGGGAGAAAAUAAAAUCAAAGGAGCCUUUUACCCCGUUGUACCAUAUAUAUUUAUAGCAUAGCUGUAUAUAGAUAUUCUCAUUCUCAAAAAAUACUCUGGUUUCAGAUAGUAGCACAUACAAUAGUUUGUUUACUCACAAAUAGUUAGAGCGCAGUUUAUAAAUGUUUAUCCAUACUAAAUGAAUCAUAUCUCUCUGUUAGCUUAGAUCAAAUAGAUUGCCAUCUUUAAUAAUUUGGUUGCCUGUGCUUGCACCACUGACCUUAACGUAAGUUAUCGUUCCGUUGUGUUCAAACUGACUUGCAGAUAAGUAGCCAGUGAACUGGCCAAUGCUGCAUAACGCUUAACUGUCUAUCUUUUUCAUUUGUUUUGUUUUAUUUGUUUGUUUGUUUGUUUGAUUGUUUGUUUGUUUGUUUUUGACACCAAAGCGCCCAUUGCUUUCAUUUGUGGGAAACUGAUCUCUUGCUUUUAUGUAUUCAAGUGCCAUAUAUGUACAUAGAUAUAUAAAUAUUAUAGUAUAUUGUAAUACUUAUUGUGAGAAAUGAAUUCCAUGAGCUCUUUGCAUAGACUGUUCCAAAGGACGUCCUAUACUGUAUCCCUUUAAUGUGAGAUGUUGGGGAAUGGAAGAGUGAGCAAACAUCCAUACAUAUUUUGCAUUCAUGAAAAGUAUGAUAAUGCAUUUAAAGCACAGUUGAGUUAAAAAGUGAAUAAGGGGUUGAGAUUCAUUUCCCCUGGUGCUUCUAUUUCUAAAAAAAAAAAAAAAAAAAAAGUGAUGUUAGCAGAUUAUGUGAGAUGAAAUGAAAAAACAAAAAAAACAAAAAACAAAAACGAAUUUAAAAAUAAAAUGAUGGAAU
Molecule: messenger RNA, 3130 nt
Organism: Myxocyprinus asiaticus (Chinese sucker)
Lineage: Eukaryota; Metazoa; Chordata; Actinopteri; Cypriniformes; Catostomidae
Product: gap junction delta-2 protein
Exons: 2
Coding region: 232-1146 (304 amino acids)
Biological process (GO): cell communication
Cellular component (GO): connexin complex
Source: RefSeq, a predicted model, not a curated record